ACCAUCACCAUAAUAUCAUAAUGUGAAUAUUAGGUUUGGUUUUUUUUUCAUCCAUAAUACAUUUAGUUGUUAUAUUUGUCAUUUAUAAGUAAAAGUUGUCAUUAUUCUGCUUUGAUGGAUAUGCCUACAUUGCACUACAGAUUCGAGUUGAGCAACUGGACUGUCUUCAGUUUGAUUGCCAAAGACGAGGGGGAAUAGUUUAAUGCGUGUGCGUUAGAUCAUAAGUUCUGUCAUUCAGUCAAGUGACGUGGUUUUGAUUCCCUGCUUGUACGUGACAAAGGUGUAGGGUCGCAUGUUCAACCUCGUAGGUUUUCUCCAGGUCCCCCGGUUUACCUCUCGCAACUAAAGACCACUACACACAAGCAAAUUACUGAAAUAAUAUUGAACCAUAUGUUAGUCCUGAAAUGACCUAGUUUGUGUCGAGUGGACGUUAAAUGAGUUAAACCCCCAUUUUUCUCUCUUGAUUGCCCAAACUGCCCAGCUAGUUGACUAUGACACUUCAGUCAGAUCAUACAUUUGGGAAUUCACAUGUAGAAUUCUGGUUUUUGCCAUGUUUUUCUCUAGGCCAUUAAUUUUGGCAAUGUCCUUUCAUUAUAAUUAAUUUUAUAUAUAAUUAUUGUACUACUUAUUAUCCCCCGCCUUUCGAAGAAAGCAGUGGACUAUUAAAAUGUGUUCGUCUGUCUGUCUGUCACACUUUUUGGGACACAAUAGCUCUCCAUCUAAUUAAGCCAGAAUGUUCAAACUUGGUGUAGGUGUUUAUUAGGUCGAUGGAGUUUAAAGGUGAGCAUUUUCUGCUUAGGGUAAGCGGAGAUAAGCAAUUUGAUUGGUUGGUGCUUUGGGACACAAUAACUUUAGUUCUAAUUAAAGAUACAUUAUGGGAGAUUUUUAUGGAGAAUUGGCCAUUCUUGCUAUAACAGUUCAAAAGUAGAUGAUGAAAGAAGAAUAUAUUGAAAAUUUCAGUCAAAUUACUUUAUUCUGAACAUAGUUAUCAUCGUUGUAAUAUUUGACUAGAAAUGGUAGUGAAAUGUGCCGUCACCUUGGGCGAUCGUUUGAUUGACAGGCGUUAACUCCACCUACAUAUCUCGAUUAUCAAGUAAAGUUUUUAAUGGCAUGCGGAAACGCUCUACAGCGGCCUCGCUAAGUACACUCUAUCAUUUAGCCUCGAUCUAACUGACGCAUUAUCAUCAGGAUGCGCCAUAUUUGAAUUAAUUAAUAAGUGAAAUUCUAUUUAAAUCCGAGCUGUAGCCGAGCCAUCCGUGGGUCUACAGAGUUGAUUUUGGGCUUGUUGUUUAAAUAAAGAUCUAAUUAAGACUUGCAAUAAUCAGAUGUUGCUCUUGCAUAAUGUAUGUUUAAGUGAGAGUGAUCAAACUUGGUGUAUAGUUUCAUUACGUCAAUACCUUGACAAAGUUUGAUAAUGAACAUUUUCUGCUCAGGGUAAGCAGAGCGAUAAGCAAUUUGAUUGGUCUAGACUUUGAAAACAAUAACUCUGCUUCUAAUUGAGGUAGAAUGACCAAGUUCGAUAAUAAGCGUUUUCUGCUCAGGGUAAACAGAGCAUUAAGCAAUUUGACGGUUUAAGACUUUGGAACACAAUAACCCUCCUUUUAAUUGAGGUAGAAUGUUUAAAUUUGGUGUAGACGUUCAUUAGGUGAAUGCCUUGUUGGAGUUCAAUGAUGAAUAUUGUCUGCUUACAGCAAGCAGAGAUAAUCAAUUUGAUUGGUUGAUGCUUUUGGGCACGAUAACUUUGGUUAUAAUUAAGUGAGAGUUAUGAAACACCGAGUAUAGAUCCAUUAUAUCAUUACCUUGACUAAGUUUAAUGAUAAUUUUCUGCUUCGGCUAAGGAGCUAUAAGCAAUUUGAUUGGUCAAGACUUCCGAACAGAACAACUCUGCUUUUAAUUGAGGUAGAAUGUUUAAACUCGAUGUUGAUGUUCAUUAAGUGAAUGUCUUGACUGAGUUCAAUGAUUAACAUUUCCUGCUAAAUCUAAGCAGAGCUAAGCAAUUUCUUUGACUUUGAUUCUAUCUUAUAGAGAGUGAUGAAACUUAGUGUAUAGUUGAUAAUCAGUUUGAUUGCGUGAUACUUUUAAAAAAGAUAAACUUGCAAUUAAUUAAUAUGUGUCAUCUAUUUAUUACGGGAUUUCGGCGGGGGACAUCAGCCUCACUGUUGGCUUGUUUCAGUCCAUAUCAUCAUCCAUGACUGACUUCCUGCUUCCUGAAUCUAUAAAGUAUGUCCAAAAUAUUUAUGUUGUUGGUACGCAAGAAAAUGCUAUGAAUAAGAAAGAAUGGGAAAUUCAUAUACAAGAGAUAUUGGGACCAACAUUUGUUUUAUUUCACUCUGUUACUCAUGGUUCAUUACAUUUAGCUGUUUUUAUACAUCGAGAUCUCAUAUGGUUUUGCUCAGUACCAGAAGACGAUAUAAUAUCAACACGAGCUGUAACUAUGGUAAAAACGAAAGGUGCUAUUGCUAUAUCAUUGUCAUUUUUUGGUAGCUCCAUCUUAUUUAUUAAUUGUCAUCUAACUUCCGAUCAAAGUAGAAAAAAAGAGAGAAUUUUAGAUUAUCAGAAAAUCAUUAGUGGCUUAAAAUUACCCAGAUCUUCAACAAGUACAAGUAAAGAUGCGACAGCUAACUUUGAUUGCGUAUUUUGGUGUGGUGAUCUUAAUUUUAGAAUAGAUAGAAAAAAGUCUGCUGUUGAAGGAAAAGUAACAGAAAUAACAGAAUCUUCAAUUCCUAAUUAUGAAGAUUUAACUCGUGGAGAUCAACUAACUAAAACUAUAACUGAAGGUAAAAUAUUUCACGGUUUUCAAGAAGGUAGAAUAAAUUUCCGUCCAACUUAUAAAUAUGAUGUAAAUAGUGAUAACUAUGAUACAUCUGUUAAGAGUAGAAUACCGGCUUAUACUGAUAGGAUUUUAUUCCGAUCUAAGAAAAAAAAUCAUAUAUCAUGUUUACACUAUGAUUCUGUUAUGUCUGUAAUGAUGUCUGAUCAUAAACCAGUUUAUGGUAUAUACCAAAUGGCUGUUAAACCAGGGAGAGACUUUGUCAUGUCUGCAGCAGGUAAUUUUGAUCGAGAUGUUUACUUGAAAGCAAAUCAGAGGCGAGCGUUGCGACUGGCUACAUCAGAAGUUAAGAAUCAGAAAUCAAGUACAAUCUGUUCAAUACAAUAAGAUCAACUCUAAAGCUUUGUAUUGAAGAUGUGAAUUUUAGGAAAGACCUGAAAUAGAUUAUUUGAGAGACAAAUGUCAGUGCCAUAUUGUUUUGACUGUUUGGAUGGAAGGAGUUGAUAGCAAGAAUUAAAAAAAAAAAGAUCAGUUCUUUUAGAAGUGAUCAAUAAGCUGACAAGUAUCUUAGAGAUGAAAGAUAUGCAUGGGAUAUUUAUUUAAUUACCAAAGAAAAUGUGAUAUUAAGUUAUUGUUAUACUAGUGAUGGUUGCCUGUCUCAAAAGUUUAAAAAUCAAUCAUUAUAUUAUAUCCUUGGAAAAAGGAUAAAACUUUAAUUUGAUAUGUGUAUAUGAGCUUUUAUCAGGAUACUGAUAAAAUUGAUUGUUAAGUCUGAAUUUUGAUGAGGUUCUUCAUGAUCAGCAAAUAAUUUUGAUAAAGUUCUUCAUGAUCAGCCAAUAAUAUCUCAGUUGUAGUAGAGUUGGUAAUUCUAAGAAAUGUGGGCAUUUAAAAUCAAAUCAGACCUGUAUCUCUAUAUUUGGCAUUAGUAUUCAAUGUCUGAAAAAGGCCAAUGUUCUAUUUGUUGUUCAACAGUUUUUUUUUGCUAAUGGAAUUUAGAAACUAAUUCAUAGGAAAAAGAAAUCUGAUACUUUUUAAAAUAAAAAUGUAUUGGUAGUUGAAUUAAUGUUUUAGGGGUUCUGUAAUCCAUUAGAAAGGUUAUUGUACACAGACUAAUGGUAAUUUUGAAACUUGGAAUGUGAUAUGAGAGCUGCCUGCUCAUAAGGUUCAGUCAUACCUGUUAUCAAAAUGAAGUGCAUUAAUUGUAACUAUGAAAAUAGUUUCAAGUGUAGUUUCUAAUUUGAUCAGAAUUAUUUAAUAUCUUGUUUAUUUAUUGUGAUAGAAUCAAGUAUUUUUUACAAUCAUUUGUGCCAGCAAAAUAUUAUAGAUUUAUAUAUUUCUAAUCUUAACUUAUUAUAAUUUAUUUUAGUACAAUCAUUUAUAUCUUAUGCUUGUGGUAUACUAUAACCGUUAAUAUAGUGAUUUUUUUUAUACAGUUUAAAUUUGACCCAAAUCUAAAUAUUGAUUGAUCUUUGUGAUUAAAAGGACAGGACUGUUUUGAUUGAUGUAAGUAUUAAGAGUUAAGUUUGAACAACUGGUGCAUUAUUUGGAUUUAAUUCAUACAAUUAAAGGGGCAUUAUGGGAGAUUAGAUAAAGAGAUGACAGUUUUCGCUAUAACAGAUAAAAAAUAGAAAUGAUAUGAAAUGGGGUUUCACCUCCUACUAUUCUGCUCCGAACUGGGCUAAUGAAGAAGAGAAUAUGUGGUGCUUAAAAUUUCAGUCAAAUUUCUCCACUCUGAACCAAGAUAUUAGUGAUUGAAUUUUUGGCCCAGUCUCGAUCAUCAUUACUAAAGUCUGUACAAUAAAAAACAAAGUCAGGAUUAUCCAUUUUGACGUUAAAUUAUCCAUCACAAAAUGUAUUCAAAUCAGUAAAUAUCUCAGGGUAGCGAUGGCAUCAAGAGUUGAUUAUGGUCUAGAUAAGUUAAUUAAUGUCUAAUUAUUAAUUUAGAUAACAUUUCAGGCCUAAAGAAAGACCUGCAAUAGGCAGAUUUAGCUCUUACAUAAUGUAUGUUUAACUUUUGAUUUCUAAUAAUGUAGACAAAGUUGGUUCUCUUUACAACUUUUAUUUUUGACUGUUUAAAGCAUCAGAAACCUCAAAUAAAUAAAUAAUUGACACUCUAUUAUUGAUCAUAUAAGGUCCUGUAAUUUUUAAAACUACUGGUAGUCAUAUUAUAAUUAUAAAGAGAGAGAGAAAUGGUGUUUAAUGUCCACUCGACACAAACUAGGUCAUUUCGGGACUAACAUAUGGUUCAAUUUGAUUUCAAUAAUAUGCUUGCACUUGGGGGGUCUUUAGCAGUAGGAGGAAACCAGACACCCCGGAGAAAACCCACGAGGUUGGACAGGCGACCCUACUUCUUGUCAUGUACAACCGGGGAAUCGAAACCACGCCAGAUGACUCAAUGACAGACCUUACGAUACAAUGCACAUGCGCUAACCACCAAUCGACCAUCCAACCCCCCUAAUUACAAAUAUUUUUGAAUCUCAGAAUAAUUACUUAGUUCUAUUAUGGUAUAUAUAGAAUUGUUUGCUAUAUCUUGGAAAGUAUUGUAUGACUCGCAUCUAAUACACAGAAAGUAAUAAUGACAAUCACAGAACAUUAGAACCUUUUUCUUAUUUUUUUUAACUACAUGUAAUCUGUCAAAAGAUUACUCAAGAAUAUUAAUUAGCAUGUAGUCAAGUAUUACAAUGUAGUAUAUAUUAUAUUAAUUAGCAUGUAGUCAAGUAUUACAUGUAGUAUAUAUUAUAAACUACAAGCAAUUUGCAAAGAUAAACAAAAAACAUAUUUUUUAACUGUUACUUUUCUUUACGUGUCAUUUAAAAUUUAACAGCAAACUUUUAAAAUUUGUAUUAUUUACUGUAUGUUGAUUGUUGAAUGUUUUUUUUAUAGUAUGUUGAUUGUUGAUCAUUAUGUAUAAGUUGAAUGUUUUUAUUGUUUUAUAACCUUGAUUUAAGGAUAGAUUUCGUUGAGUCAUGACUCAACCAUCAAUAGGAAGAUAUAUAGAUACUUCAAGAGAAGGUCAUUUUACCGUCUACAAAUUUUAAUAUAGUUGCCAAUUUGCCAGGAUAAGAGUGCAUAUAAUUUAGAUUUGUUAUUUUAUUGUAUCUUCAGUGUUGUGUCAGCAGUUGUUAUUGUUUAUAAAAUAUAAUGUAGAAAAAAUUUAAAUAAAGUGUGAAUACAGUU
Molecule: messenger RNA, 5947 nt
Organism: Patella vulgata (common limpet)
Lineage: Eukaryota; Metazoa; Mollusca; Gastropoda; Patellidae
Product: phosphatidylinositol polyphosphate 5-phosphatase type IV
Exons: 9
Coding region: 2189-3157 (322 amino acids)
Biological process (GO): phosphatidylinositol dephosphorylation
Molecular function (GO): phosphatase activity
Source: RefSeq, a predicted model, not a curated record